AUGGUUCGAAGACUCAAAUCGAAAGAAGACACCUCGGCCAAAAACGCCGUCAACAUAGACGUGUCGAAGAUUGUGAAAGGUGUGAUCGACGAUAUCAAAGCAAAUGGUGACGCCGCAGUACGGCAAUAUUCUCAGCAAUUCGAUCAAUGGUCGCCGCCUAGCUUUAAAUUGUCCAAACAGCAAAUUGACGAGAUCAUUGCAUCUGUUGACCCGCAGACUGUAGCUGAUAUUAAGGAGGUACAGCAGAAUGUUCGGAGAUUUGCACAGGCGCAGAAGGACUCUCUUCGUGAGUUUGAGCUUGAGAUUCAGCCGGGAGUGUUUCUAGGCCAGAAGAACAAUCCAAUCGCGAAGGUCGGAUGCUAUAUACCUGGAGGCAGAUAUCCGUUACUUGCCAGCGCACACAUGACCAUCCUAACAGCGAAGGUUGCUGGUGUGCCACAUGUCAUUGGUUGUACUCCACCCUCAGCAGGAGAGAUGCCAGCAGCGACCAUCGCAGCCAUGCACCUCGCAGGCGCCGACGAGAUUCACAUUUUGGGUGGUGUGCAAGCCAUAGCGGCCAUGGCCAUCGGAACGGAAACCAUACCUCGAGUCGAUUUCCUUGCUGGGCCCGGCAAUGCUUUCGUAGCCGAAGCCAAACGUCAGAUGUUCGGCCAGUGUGGCAUCGACCUCUUCGCAGGACCCACUGAAGUCCUGAUUGUGGCGGAUGAGCACGCUGAUCCGUACAUGUGUGCUGUCGAUUUGCUUUCACAAUGCGAGCAUGGACCUGAUACACCAGCUCAACUAAUCACAAAUUCUGAGAAGGUCGGCCAGGAGACGCUAAGGUGUAUUGACGAACUACUCAAGGUAUUGCCAACUGCACCUGUCGCAUCAGUAUCUUGGAAGGCAUUUGGUGAGGUCAUCAUUGGCGAUUCGAUGGAUGAAGUGUAUCAGAUCGCGGACGACUAUGCUUCUGAGCACGUACAGAUCUUGACUGAAACUCCAAGAGAUGCAUUGACGAAGAUGACAAAUUAUGGCGCAAUCUUCCUGGGCAAGAACACAUGUGUUUCUUAUGGUGACAAGUGCAUCGGAACCAACCACGUCCUCCCCACCCGUUCCGCCUCCCGCUACACCGGCGGUCUCUGGGUCGGAAAAUUCCUCCGCACCCAAACCUACCAAGAAGUGCGCAACGACGAAGCCAGUGGCCAACUUGGCAGGCUGUGCGGACGUGCUGCGAGGGCAGAGAAGUUCGAGGGACAUGCGAGGAGUGGUGAUUUGAGGGCGGCGAGGUUGUUGGGGGAUCAAGUGGAGUGGAUUGAGGGAACUAGGAAGGCGUUGGGGUUGGGGAGUGUACAGACUGGCAAGGCAAAGUUGUGA
Molecule: messenger RNA, 1353 nt
Organism: Lithohypha guttulata
Lineage: Eukaryota; Fungi; Ascomycota; Eurotiomycetes; Chaetothyriales; Trichomeriaceae
Exons: 3
Coding region: 1-1353 (450 amino acids)
Biological process (GO): L-histidine biosynthetic process
Cellular component (GO): cytosol; cytoplasm
Molecular function (GO): histidinol dehydrogenase activity; NAD binding; metal ion binding
Source: RefSeq, a predicted model, not a curated record